Messenger RNA from Penicillium daleae, 1275 nucleotides. RefSeq lists its product as uncharacterized. Bases 1 to 1275 code for a protein of 424 amino acids. Lineage: Eukaryota; Fungi; Ascomycota; Eurotiomycetes; Eurotiales; Aspergillaceae. The transcript has 2 exons. The record is from RefSeq and is a predicted model, not a curated record.
AUGGAGGACCCUAAACUCCACUCCAAGGACCCCGUGGAGAUAUCCCGCCUCGACUUGGAAUCUUCUACCUCCCAAGAGGCAAUCAUUACUGAUGUAAAGCACUUGGCUUCUUACAACUGGAUUGAGGCACCCACUCCCACCAUUGCUAUUCCGGGUAGCCCCGCUCAGUGGUCCGCCCCAAAUGGUCCCCGACAGGUGAAGAAAGAUAGAGGUCUUGUUUACAUCGCCCAAAAUGCUGCCCGUCAUCCAGACAGCCCUCUGGAACCGCUAUUCCGCUCGCUUUGCAUCGAGCAACCUUCAUUCGAUUUGAACUCGGUUGAUGUUGUCACCGACAGGAACAACAUUCGAAAGCUUCUAUCAUUUGUCAACCCUUCCUUGGCUAAGGGACCUCUCGAACCAUUCACUAUCCGGAUCGAGAUGGCUGCUCAUACUGCAAUCUUUUGCCGCGAUGAAACCAAGACCCACGAAGUCAUUGGACCGGAAGACUUCCGUGGCUUUGGCCAUGAGUUUGAGAAAGCAUACACCAUCUCUCAAAUAAAAGAUAGCACCGGCCACCAUCGCAUCAUCUCCUACCAACUGGGUGACUUGCGUUUACUUGUGCGCCAUGAAACAGAUGGCUUCGUUGGUGAUGUGCCUACAACUGGAGACAGUCUCGUAAGCGGGCUCAGCUCCUUGACCUUCUCGCCAGAAACAACAGCUGGGGGCAAGGCAUCCACUCUUUCCAAGUUGACCAUCAAGAGAGAGGGACAGGCUGUGCCACGUGAAACAACUUUGGAGAUCAAGACUCGAGUGAUCCAUAAACCCCUGGAGCUGGAAGAGGUUGCUGCCCAGCUUUGGGUCUCUCAAACUCCGAAUCUCGUUCGUGCGUAUCAUCAACGGGGAAGAUUCUUUACACCGGAAGUGGAAGAUAUCGCUAUCCAAGUAAAAGAAUGGGAACAAGCUCACAAGAAUGAUAUCAUCCAACUGAUCGCACUACUCCAUCGAAUCGUCGAAGAGACUGAGAGCUGCGGCGGUUGUACAACCGUUCGGUACAAUCCACCAAAGGACAAGUUGGUGAUCGAGAAGGCCCAGAGAAGGAAAAUGCUCCCCGAUGAUCUGUAUGCACUAUGGGCCAAAGAUGACGGCUUGGAGCAGGUGGCGUCUCAGAAAUAUUCGGGUGUCUCUGAGAAGGGUACUAUUGACAGAUCCGAAGACGACGCCAAGACAAAGCCGACCAAUCUUCCACAUGAGGCAAAUCAUGUCGCUCUCGUGUCUGACAGCAAGUCAGAGUCAUAG